Messenger RNA from Pelobates fuscus (common spadefoot toad), 690 nucleotides. RefSeq names its product SLC35A4 upstream open reading frame protein (gene SURMIR). The transcript is spliced from 3 exons. Bases 71 to 379 code for a protein of 102 amino acids. The record is from RefSeq and is a predicted model, not a curated record. NCBI's taxonomy places the organism in Eukaryota, Metazoa, Chordata, Amphibia, Anura, Pelobatidae.
UGGAGACACAGAGCGCAUCGAACAGCCGGCAGUGUGGCUGCGUGUUAGUGCGGUUGCGUUGCCGGACAAGAUGGCGGAUGACAAGGGUUCCCCAAAGCUGAAGGACCUUGCUUUCCUGAAGGAUCAGCUAGAAGGUCUACAACGCAGAGUUGAGAAUGAGGUGCGUGCUGGAGUAACUCAGGAAGGAUCAUUCCUAAGCUCUCCGUUCUUAAAGGGAUUUCUGGCUGGUUAUGUAGUUGCCAAACUCAGGGCCUCUGCAGUACUGGGCUUCGUGGUCGGCACAUGUACUGGCAUAUAUGCUGCUCAGGCCUAUGCGGUGCCAAAUGUUGAGAAGACCAUCAAAGACUACCUUGCCUCUUUAAAAGGGAGGUCUGAUUAGCCUGGAAUAGAAAAACUUACACUUUUAAUGCUUUAAGUGCUUUUUACAGACUAGACAAUAUUAGGCACUUCUAUUAUUGCACAGUGUUGUUGUUGUGCCUGCAAACAUCUCAACUGAUAGUACUAUCCUGCACAGUAUCCUCAGCAGGUCUGAUAACUUGAUGAUAACGUGCUUUCUCUAAUUUUACGUCUCUAAAUGCAAUGCAAACUAUUUUUUGGGAUGAAAUAUUAUGGUGUGUGGAUCAAUUUUAAAAAGUGAUAAGGAUAUCCUUAUUUAUUAGUAUGGAGUACUUUUGGAGGACAAUCAGUAAA